AUGGACGGUGACAACGAGAUGAACGCCGAUGGGAGUACCGGUGAAACUUCCAAAGCUGGUUUGAGACGUAUGAGGAGAUUAGCUAGUCAAGUACCUCACCUGCAAUCCAGUCCCAGAGGAGCAAUCCAUCCUACUACAUCCACUUUGAUCUACCCUACGCCACCCUCAUCCCACAUCCAAGGAUACCUCACAUCAUCCAUAUUUAACACUUCUCAUCCGAGAAAACUACCGACUCCUCCUAUCCUACAGCCAGGCGAACAGAUAUCACACUCUCCAGAUGGUCUGUGGACAGUCAUCUACCAUCCGAGUCCCAUCCCUGAGUCUACCCCGGGAGGUACUUUGGCAAUAUAUCAUUCCGAUCAAUUACUCUCACCUACCACCAGUCCAUCGUCAAUCAUUCCCUUAUCCACUUUCUCUCUCCCCUCUUCGCCUUUGUCCGUCACACAUCUAUACCCUUCUCGAGUCCAUUUGGUCGGAUCACGUUCGGAACCAGCCGGACCGAGCCCUCUAGAAGUCGAGUAUGAUUCUGUCAAUGGACCAUCUUUUGUUGUACUCUUGGAAUCGUCAAUAUGGUACCUCUAUCCUACACCGGUCAUAAAUGGUCCAGUAACUUCAUGGACUAUGACAUACCUCACUUCGCCUAUUCAUACUCGGUAUCAUACGUCCUCCAUCACUUCGUCGGAUGGUCUCUUUCCCGGAAAUGGCUUUAAGAUCAAGAAGGGUUGGACCGGAUUGGUACCAUCGAAUAAAGGUAUAUGGGUCGGGUGGGAAACGAUAGAGGGAGAGAGGGGAGUGACUAGGGUGGAAGUUGGGAAAGAUAAAUAUGGAAAAAUUUAUCUACAAUCAACUCCUAUGCCUACUUUACCUAGAGUAACGGAUAUACCUUUCGAUGAGAACCGAUAUGAGCCGGAACUACAAGGUAUCAUUUUUGUAUAUCUGGCAAGAAAUUAUGCAGGAGAAACAAUCAAGAUGGAGCAAGAGAAUGUCAGCGGAAUGCAGGUUGAUGGUGAAGGCGGGGGUAACAAAGAAGACAGAGAAGUAGAGAAAGUAGGAGCUGUUCUAAUAUUCAACGAUACCUCCCGCACUCCGUCUGCGCCUGUAUCAAGAACACGUAUACAGCUCCUUUCCUUCGAAAGAAGGGCGAUCGAAUUGGCACAAGGGUUCAAUGACAUAUCCUCGGGACAAGGGGAUAUGGUCACUUCUUGGGACUGGUCGACCGUGCCAGACCCGAUACAACAUUACGCCUCACCUACAAAUACAUCUAUAUUAGCUUUAUAUCCUCUGUUAUCCCUUCUACCGUAUACCAUGGCACUAGCCAUCAUAUGUCAACCUUCUGGCCUCUCCUUGGUGCAUAUAAACCUGUCAGCCAAUCAAUGGACUACGGUGGGAGAUCCGAUAGACUUAGGCGAGCUGAGAGGGGAGGUCGACCUUGACCUGGUGGUUAGCCAGGGUGUAGCACGCGGUCAGAUGGGAUUGGCUGCUCUGAUAGGCAAAGAGAGUGCUCCUGCACUACUGGUCCUACCUCGCUUAGAAGGUCAACCUACUCUCGAUAAAUCGUCAAUGGAAGUGUCGAUCGGAAGCGAUGCAGCUACCUCUAUCAUUAUAGCUGAGAAAGACGGGAUAGACUGGUCAGAUGUGAUCAGGGCUGCAAUCGGUUCAACCGGAGUAGGAAAACGCAAAGACCUGAUUUCGGAUAUCAGCAAGCAGAUAUAUACAUUGGGGAUGGAUCUGGUGGAAGUAGAUGAACUCAAUUUAUUACUGAAAGCUCAGAUAGCUUUGUUCAGUUCGACGGAAGACGCUCGUCUCGACCUUGCUAGUGAUAUCCUCCGUUUGAACGAGGCUAGUCAUCUGGUAGAUAGAUGUGCAAUCUUUGAGAAAGAUGGGAAAAUUGGGUUUGAUUUGGACUCGAUAUGGCCCCUUAUAGGAACGAUGGAAUGGUGUAUAACCACCAUCACCACAACCAUGCGCUCAGUAAUCCUCUUAGGAGGUCAUAUGGAAUACUCCAAUAUCGAUUUAGAAGAGUACCUAGAACGACCAACUUCCAUCAUCAUACUGAUCCAACCUGAAUACCGACAGCUGGUGAUCAAAAUACUAUCUCAAUUGAACCAGUUGAUUGGAUUUCUAGAUAAGUUGGAUGGGCCGAUCUUACAACCUGAAACUAAGGUAUUACCUCCCCGUUUGAAGAGGGAUGCGAUGGCUACAAUCCUUGCUAGAGAUCGGAUUAGGGAUGUGGCCUAUAGGAAUGGGAUGGAUCUGAUCGAAUGGGGAAAAGCAUUAGAACGAGUAUCGACUAAGGAUAUACCUGAAAAAUCAAUCAGCUCAUCUUUAUACAACCUAUUACUCAUCCCUCUAAAAGAUCAUUUAUCAAGAAUCAUCAAUGAUCUACCCAAUUCAUCUGAAAUGUUCUUGUCGGUUACGCAAUCAUCCCUUGGGGAUACUUCUACGACUUUAUACGAUUCCAUCACCUAUUUGCCUAUAGCUGCAUCUGCCCAUUCCAUUGUGAAUGGAAGGAAGAGAAUAAGCUGUGAGAGGUGUUUGAAUUUCACCGAAGAGGUACCCACCGAUAUAAACGGAAUUGCUAGAGGAGUUAGCUUCAAUUCACCUUGGAACGAGUGGAAGGAUUCUUUCCAGGAGCAUUGUUUAUGCGGUGGGAAUUGGGUGAGAAUAAAGUAA
This is a messenger RNA of Kwoniella mangroviensis CBS 8507, 2673 nucleotides long. RefSeq lists its product as uncharacterized. NCBI's taxonomy places the organism in Eukaryota, Fungi, Basidiomycota, Tremellomycetes, Tremellales, Cryptococcaceae. Bases 1 to 2673 code for a protein of 890 amino acids. The record is from RefSeq and is a predicted model, not a curated record. The transcript is spliced from 10 exons.